GAGCAUGUCAUUAGACAAUAUAGAACACUGUAUUCAUCUCUGAGUCAUUCCUGAUCUCCUUUUACUGUUUCUGUUAUAGAUUUCAGGAGCUGUUCAAAGCAAAGUUGGGCUUUCUGGGAAAUGAAGAAAAGGAUUCAUAUGUGAUUGCAUUUCUUUUAACGCUGAUGGAGGACACUGGAGCAGACUUCACUAUGACUUUCAGACAGCUGAGUGAAGUAACCCUGUCCCAGCUUCAGAAGGGAUCCAUUGAUCCGUCAUUGUGGGCUCUUUCAGACCUCUCGUCACACAAGCAUUUCAGAGACUGGGUUCAGCUGUAUUUACAGCGUCUGUCAAGGCUAAGAAGUGACUCAGAUGCAGCACGGCAGCACAGAAUGCAAGGAGUAAACCCACGGUAUGUGUUGAGGAACUGGAUGGCUGAAUCUGCUAUCAGAAAAGCAGAGAAAAAUGACUUUUCAGAGGUGGCGCUGUUGCAGAAGACUUUAAUGGAGCCGUUUAUGGAGCAGGAAGAGGCUGAGAGAGCCGGAUAUGCCAGUAAACCUCCAUCCUGGGCUCAGCAGCUGAGGGUCAGCUGUUCCUCCUAACUCAGGGUCGAAUGGGAAAAAAAAAUCACAAAUUUCAGCAUCAUUUGAACCAAAAAUAUUGUUUAUGACAUUGUAAUCACACUUCCUAAUGGAUGAUUUGAUUGGAGGAUGAGCCAUGUUCGACGUUAUAUACGUAUGUACAUAUAUGCCCGUUAUAUAUGGACAAUGGACAUGGAUGUCUUUUGUAAU
Molecule: messenger RNA, 770 nt
Organism: Rhinichthys klamathensis goyatoka
Lineage: Eukaryota; Metazoa; Chordata; Actinopteri; Cypriniformes; Leuciscidae
Product: protein adenylyltransferase SelO-like
Exons: 6
Coding region: 165-581 (138 amino acids)
Source: RefSeq, a predicted model, not a curated record